AUGUUGCAAGAUGUUAUCCACCCUCCAUCACAUGAUGAACAACUAUCCAUUGAUGAAAUUUCAAGUCCAAAUAUUAGUGCACAAAUUUUAGAACUUUGUGACCCUGAUUUGUUCCAAGACUCUCUCCAACAAAACUCUGACGUUACUUCUACCUCAAAUUGUUGUCAUCAUGAAGAAAACAACAUCAAUAUCAACAACAUCAACAACAAUAACAAUAACUCUUCAUAUACCUUAAACAAUAUUUCACAAGCUUUAGAUUUAGACAAUAACAUCAAUAGCAAUAGCAAUAGUACUACAAGCACAACAAGCAACAAUAACACAACCAAUAAUAACCUUCCAAUUAUCUUCGAUUCGCAACAAGAUAUCGACAAUGACAUAUCGGCUUCGAUAGACUUCACAUCGUCGCAGUCUUUCCUCGUUCCGUCGCUUCUUCCACUCAAUACUCAUCAGGAACAACAAUUUGAUUUCUCUUCAACACAACCUCAUCAUAAUCCUCUUCAGCUAUCAACAUGUUCAGUUUUGAAAGGACUAUCUUCGCAGUAUCAUCAAACUGAUCACAUUCCUGUUUCGGCGCCUCUCAUCGGUGCUUCCUUCGGUUCUGUGUUUGAAGAUGAUUGCAUAUCUUCUAUUCCUUCUUAUUCUCCUUCUUGUUCUUAUCUUAAUAACGGGUUAGGUGUGUAUAUGCCUCAUGGAAAUCUUGCUAGUGGUUUGUCUGGUGACACUUCUGGCUUGUUUGGUGGAGGAAUUCUAUUAGGUUCUGAAAUGCAGACUCAAGAUUUGGAUUAUCAAGGUGAAAAUGGUGGAAUUUAUUCUACAGAUUCUGUUCAGCAGCUGUUUAAUCCUCAGGAUUUUCAGGCACUUGGUACUGAGAAUCACAAACUAGUAGCUGGAAAUUCCGCCACUUUAUCACCAGAAAUCUCACAUUUGGAGGACUCUACCUUAAAAGUUGGAAAACUUUCUGUUGAGCAAAGGAAAGAGAAGAUUCAUAGAUAUAUGAAAAAGAGAAAUGAAAGAAAUUUCAGCAAGAAAAUCAAGUAUGCUUGCCGGAAAACAUUAGCCGAUAGCCGGCCUCGAGUUAGAGGAAGGUUUGCAAAGAAUGAUGAAUUUGGAGAGAAUCAAAGGCCAGCUUGUAGCAACCAUGAAACUGAUGAUGAAAUAGCUGUUAAAGAAGAAGAUGAUAUGGUUGAUUCCUCAGAUAUCUUUGCACAUAUCAGUGGACUUAACUCCUUCAAAUGCAACUAUUCUAUUCAGUCCUUGAUUUGA
Vicia faba (fava bean) is the source of this 1263-nucleotide messenger RNA. The record is from the annotation of a GenBank genome assembly. Lineage: Eukaryota; Viridiplantae; Streptophyta; Magnoliopsida; Fabales; Fabaceae.